Molecule: messenger RNA, 1548 nt
Organism: Rhododendron vialii
Lineage: Eukaryota; Viridiplantae; Streptophyta; Magnoliopsida; Ericales; Ericaceae
Product: cytochrome b561 and DOMON domain-containing protein At2g04850
Exons: 2
Coding region: 169-1377 (402 amino acids)
Source: RefSeq, a predicted model, not a curated record
AAAGUUAAGCACAGCCCACCACACCACUCCUCACAUUCUGUUACCACUCAUUGCAUGACACAUUGUAUCCAAACAAAGCACCAUCAACACAUAUAAUGCUAACAAAAGCUUUCAUUUUCGUCCAGAUCUCUUGUUUUCCCUUCUCACUUUUGCUAGCUACACACCACCAUGCUUCCCCUCCUCCUCCUCCUGUUCUCACUCCUAUCUUUUCACCCACCCGCGGCGGUUUCUGCCCGAUGCACCACCGUCACCACUGCAAAAACCUUCAAAAAAUGCAAGACACUGCCUUCCCAACAAGCCUCCAUAGCGUGGACGUUCCACCCGCACAAUGCCACCCUAGAAAUAGUCUUUUUCGGCACAUUCAUAUCGCCUUCCGGGUGGGUCGGGUGGGGCAUCAACCCUAGCUCGCCGCAAAUGACCGGGACACGUGCCCUAAUCGCCUUUCCGGACCCCAAUUCCGGACGACUAGUCCUACUACCGUAUAUUCUGGAUCCCACUGUAAAACUCCAAAAAAACUCACUAGUUUCCAAUCCUCUUGACAUCAACCUCCUCACCUCCUCCGCAACCCUGUACGGCGGUCGGUUGGCCACAAUUCAUGACGGUGCCUCUAUUCAGAUUCAUGCCACGUUGAAGCUGGUGCCAAACAAGACCAAAAUCCAUUAUGUCUGGAACCGGGGCCUCUAUGUCCAAGGCUACUCCCCAACCAUCCAUCCAACUACAGUUAACGACCUCUCCUCUGUUACCACCAUCGACUUACUAUCGGGAACCGAAUCCACCAAACACAGCAACAUCCAGACACUAAAACUCGCUCACGGGAUCAUCAACGGCAUCGCCUGGGGAAUCCUACUGCCCGUCGGAGUGGUCAUAUCCCGCUACCUCAGACACAUCCAAUCACUAGGCCCCGCCUGGUUCUACGCCCACGCCGGUGUCCAGCUCUCCGCCUUCUUCCUGGGUACCGCGGGGUUCUCCAUCGGACUCCGGCUGGGGGACCUGUCCCCCGGGGUCGUCUACGGGCUCCACCGGAAGCUGGGGUUCGCGGUGUUCUGCCUGGCGAGCCUGCAGACCCUGGCCCUGCUCUUCCGGCCGAAGACCACCAACAAGUACCGGAAGUACUGGAAGUCGUACCACCACUUCGUCGGGUACGCUUGCGUUGUCAUGGGGGUUGUGAACGUGUUCCAAGGGUUUGAGGUGAUGGGGGAGGGGAGGUCUUACGCCAAGUUGGGGUAUUGCCUGUGUUUGUCUACUUUGAUUGGGGUUUGUGUGGCGUUGGAAGUCAAUUCUUGGGUUGUUUUCUGUAGGAAAGCCAAGGAAGACAAGCUGAGGAGAGAAGGUGUGCUUGGGACCCCUGUAAAACAGAUUGGAUCAAGCCAUAAUUGAAUGAAAUUUUGGAGAUUUUUUUUUUUUGAUUUUUUUUGUAAUACAGGAUGUCCCAUAUCACCAUUUUGUUAAUGUUGUUAAAUGUUUUAGAAGGAUAUUGUUUUUUUUUCCUCUUUUAAUGUGAUUUAUUGUGAGACUGGAGAUAUAUGGAAUCUUUUCUUCCUUUUUUUA